Molecule: messenger RNA, 861 nt
Organism: Naegleria gruberi
Lineage: Eukaryota; Heterolobosea; Eutetramitea; Acrasida; Naegleriidae
Product: glutathione S-transferase family protein
Exons: 3
Coding region: 178-834 (218 amino acids)
Biological process (GO): glutathione metabolic process
Molecular function (GO): glutathione transferase activity
Source: RefSeq, a predicted model, not a curated record
CAACAACAAUCAAUAAUUUAUUUACCAUGGGUGUGAUUUCUUGUUGGUAUCAAGCAAAGAUGAUCUUGCCAUUACAAUAUCCGUCGAGGCUUUAAACCCCAGAUAGUACGCACUCGCAGAUGCUCGUAUAAAUAAUUCACGGUUCUUCAAAGAUGAUGUUUUCACACACAAACAAAAAUGCAACUCCACUACUUUAACAUCCAAGCUAGAUCCGAAGCCGCUUACUUGAUUGCUCUCCAAGGUCAACUCCCAGUCGAAAGAAAGGGUGUUAGCAGUUUUGCUGAUAGUGACUUGAAGAAGAGUGCCCCAUUCGGCCAACUUCCUCUCCUUGAAACUGAUGAUAGCACAGUUCUUGCCCAAUCACUUGCCAUUUGUCAAUUUUUGGCUGAAAAGUCAAACUUGCUUCCAUCCCAAUCAAGUGCCAAUCAAGGACAAGACUCUGCCUUGUUAAAUGCUCUUGCAUUGUCCUAUGUUUUGGGUGUUGAUGAAUUCAGAAGUGAAGCUUAUCGUGCUCAUAGACCAACCACUGCUGAAACUGCUGAAAAAGACAAAACUGAAUGGAAGGAAGGAAGACAAGCAUUCUUCUUGUCUAAAUUCGAACAAGUUCUUGCUCACUCAAAGAGUGGCUUCCUUGUUGGAAACACCUUGUCAUGGGCUGACAUUUGUCUCUAUGAUGCCUUGUAUGAACAAAAGUUCUUGUUUGCUUCUGAUUUUGCUGAAAAGUAUCCACAUUUGAGCAAGUUGAUGAAUCAAAUGGAAGAAUUGCCAAAUCUCAAGUCCUAUAUUAAUGAUCCAAAUAGAUUGCCACUCUACUUGCCAAAAUGGAGAAAUUAAUUAGUAAACUAAUAAAUUAAAUAUAUU